AUGGUGGUGAUGAUUCCAAGCCUCUCGCUUCCCGCUCCCGCCAAACUCCCUCCCCCUCCUCCUCCCCACCAAGACCCUAACUUCAACUCCCUCCACCGCCGUCUGAUCACCCAAAUCAACUCCAAAGCAAUCUCCACCCUCGAUCUCAUCUCGCCACCACAACUCCCACCCCUCAAAUCCUGCCUCCGCUCCCGCAACUUCCACCUCGCCAAGCUCUUCCACGCCCGCCUCUCCCGCUCCAACCUCCCUUCCGACUCUCUCAUCCUCAACUCCCUCAUCUCCGUCUACUCCAAAUCUAACGACCCCCGCACCGCCCGGUCCAUCUUCAACUCCAUGGCCGAAGAGAAUCGCAACCUAGUCUCCUGGACCUCCAUGGUCUCCUGCUUCGCCAACAACGACAUGCCGUUUGAAUCACUCCAGACUUUUGUUGACCUCGAACGCAAUUUCCGCCCGAACCAGUUCUGUUUCGCGUCGGUGAUCCGGGCGUGUUCCGAUCCCGAUCGUUUAAAGACCGGGAAGGCGGUGUUCGGGUCGGUUAUUAAGACCGGGUAUCUGGACUCCGAUGUUUGCGUCGGGUCGGCUUUGAUUGAUAUGUUUGCCAAGGGGAGUGGGGACUUGGGGGAUGCGUACAAGGUGUUUGUGGAAAUGCCCGACAGGGAUGCGGUGACGUGGAGCUUGAUGAUCACGCGGUUUGCGCAGAUGGGUGAUCCUAGGAAGGGGGUGGAGAUGUUGUCGGAUGGGGUAAUGCCGGACCAGUUCACUGUUAGUGGCGUUGUGUCAGCUUGUACUAGGUUUGGGGGACUGGCAUUGGGGCGGGAGGUGCAUUCGGCUGUGCGGUCGCGGCUGGUGUUGGAUCAUUGCGUUGGGUGUUGUUUGGUGGAUAUGUAUGCCAAGUGUGGGUCGAUGAGUGAUUCGAGGACGGUGUUUGAUCGGAUGGGGGGGGGGCAUAGUGUUAUGUCGUGGACUGCUGUUAUUAAUGGAUAUGUGCAGAGUGGGGGGGAUGAGGAAGCUGUCAGGCUGUUUGUUGAAAUGAUGUCCGGUGGUCAUGUUUUGCCGAAUCAUGUUACGUUUGCUAGUAUUCUGAAGGCGUGUGCAAACCUUUCUGAUCCGCGUAGGGGAGGUCAAGUUCACUCCCUUGCAGUGAAACUUGGCCUUGCAUCGGUUAAUUGUGUGGGGAAUUCACUUAUUAGCAUGUAUGCAAGGUCUGGCCAGGUGGAAGAUGCGCCGAAAGCUUUUGAUGUUUUGUAUGAGAAGAAUUUGAUAUCUUAUAAUACAAUUGUUGAUGCAUAUGCCAAGCGUUUAGACACUGAAGAAGCCUUUGGACUUCUUCAUGAAGUCGAGAAUACAGGACUCGGGGCUAGUGCUUUCACAGUUGCUAGUCUCUUGAGUGAAGCUGCCAGCCUUUGUGCAGUUGAUAAGGGUGAGCAAAUACAUUCCCGUAUUAUAAAAUCAGGAUUUGAGUCAAACCAAAGCAUUUGCAAUGCCUUGGUUUCUAUGUAUUCCAGAUGUGGAAACAUAGACGCUGCUUUUCAAGUGUUUAGUGAGAUGGAGGAUUGGAAUGUCAUAUCAUGGACAUCAAUGAUCACAGGUUUUGCAAAACAUGGUCAUGCAGUUAGAGCUGUGCGGCUGUUUAACCAAAUUCUUGAAGCUGGGUUAAAACCGAAUGAGAUCACAUAUAUUGCUGUCUUAUCAGCAUGUAGCCAUGCUGGUUUGAUUUCUGAGGGGUGGAAACACUUCAAGGAAAUGCACCAACAACAUGGUAUCAUCCCAAGAAGACACUACGCAUGUAUGGUUGAUUUAUUGGGCCGCUCAGGAUCCCUUGUAGAAGCCAUUGAAUUUAUUAAUUCAAUGCCUUUUGAAGCUGAUGCACUAAUAUGGCGAACAUUUCUUGGAGCAUGCCGAGUGCAUGGUGACGUUGAGCUUGGGAAACAUGCAGCACAGAUGAUUUUGAAGCUGAACCCACUUGAUUCAGCAGCAUAUUGCUUACUUUCAAAUUUGUAUGCUUCCACAGGUCAGUGGGGAGAAGUAGCAAAUAUAAGAAAACAUAUGAAAGAGAAAACUUUGAUCAAAGAAGCAGGUUCUAGCUGGAUAGAGGUGAAAAACAUGAUGCACAAGUUCCAUGCCGGAGAUACUGCACACCCAAAAGCACAGGAGAUUUAUGAUGAACUGGAAAAAUUGGGUUCAAAAAUAAAGAAAUUGGAUUAUGUCCCCGAUACAGAUUUUGUACUUCAUGAGGUAGAGGAGGAGCAAAAGGAAUAUUAUUUGUUUCAGCACAGUGAGAAAUUAGCAGUGACAUUUGGUCUUAUAAGCACAUCUAAAUCGAAACCCAUAAAAAUAUUCAAGAAUCUCCGUGUUUGUGGAGAUUGUCACACUGCAAUUAAGUAUAUUUCACAAGCCACGGGAAGAGAAAUAGUUGUAAGAGAUUCAAAUCGGUUUCAUCAGUUCAAGGAUGGGUCAUGUUCUUGCAAUGACUACUGGUGAUGGCGUUUAGAGGUGUGUGUUCGCUACUGA
Argentina anserina (silverweed cinquefoil) is the source of this 2511-nucleotide messenger RNA. Its product is annotated as pentatricopeptide repeat-containing protein At3g49170, chloroplastic-like. The record is from RefSeq and is a predicted model, not a curated record. Gene Ontology annotation, molecular function: protein binding; RNA binding; zinc ion binding. Gene Ontology annotation, cellular component: intracellular membrane-bounded organelle. Gene Ontology annotation, biological process: RNA modification. Lineage: Eukaryota; Viridiplantae; Streptophyta; Magnoliopsida; Rosales; Rosaceae.